Molecule: messenger RNA, 5448 nt
Organism: Oryzias melastigma (Indian medaka)
Lineage: Eukaryota; Metazoa; Chordata; Actinopteri; Beloniformes; Adrianichthyidae
Gene: pip4k2aa
Product: phosphatidylinositol-5-phosphate 4-kinase, type II, alpha a
Exons: 11
Coding region: 910-2241 (443 amino acids)
Biological process (GO): phosphatidylinositol metabolic process
Molecular function (GO): phosphatidylinositol kinase activity
Source: RefSeq, a predicted model, not a curated record
CGGAGAGUUGCAGCGAAUCAGAGCUCCAUACUGCAAAGCUCCUGCUGUCACUCCCCAUCGGCCGAGCUGUCAGUUGACAGCCCCACACAUGAACAUAAAUGCUGCUGAAGUAGAGUUGACCACCCGCUGACGUUAUCUCGUCCUUCGCUCAUCUUUUUUCCCCUCCUCCUCCCUUCCUUUUCUUCAAAGAACAUUUCAGGAUACACCUCUGUCAUCUCUACGGACUGACCACAAACGCGUAGGAGGAGAAGGAGGAGGACUGGGCUGCAUGCUAGUAGCUAGCAGCUGGCUAGUAGCGUUAGUUAGCUUGCAGAGCAGUGGAGGCUCGCGGGCUGGUGGAGUCCUCAGUGCCGCUUCAUUUGAUGAACGAAGGUCGGUGGGGCUUAUGCUAGCUGGGAGUACAGAGCAAGCAGAUAGGCGUUUCGUAUUAUUUAUGUCUUGUCUUGGUAAGCUUUUGUGAGACUUGAUAGUUUAUUUGUUAGUAUAAUACACUGAGUUUUUACGUUUCUGUUAACGUUUCUUAGUUUUAGAAAAUUUAUCGUUUGCUAGCUAGCUAGCUAGCUGCAGGCUAAUCGUUUUUGCUAAUGCCAGCUCAGUGUUAGCUUGACUUGCAGGGGUGCGGAGCGCUCCAGACCAGUCAAGGAAGGAAGAGCUGCGAUGUGGGCUGGGAUAACUUAUAGAUGAAUUUAAAUUUAGUCACAUUCAGAGUUCCUGAACUUGGACCGUAUUUUUAAAUACAUUUUGUGAGGGGCUAAAAAAAGAAGGAGCGGCUUCGACCACUUUGGCUUGCAAGCUGAUUAAAUGAGUAAUAUUGAUAUUGCUGAAUCGUGAGCUCUUGGCCGCCGUGCCAGCUGUAGGAGAAGACACUGCCAGCAUCGUCAACUGCAAUACCAGCCAUUGUGCUUCAACAUGGCUUCAGCCAGCAGCAUCGCCGCAUCUAUUGCGAGUAAAACGAAGACCAAGAAAAAGCACUUUGUUGCUCAGAAAGUGAAGCUCUUCCGUGCCAGCGAUCCCCUCCUCAGCGUGCUUAUGUGGGGAGUAAACCACUCGAUAAACGAGUUAAGCCAUAUUCAGAUUCCCAUUAUGCUCAUGCCAGAUGAUUUCAAGGCCUAUUCCAAGAUUAAAGUGGACAACCAUCUAUUUAACAAGGAGAACAUGCCCAGCCAUUUUAAGUUCAAGGAGUACUGCCCCCUGGUGUUUCGAAACCUUAGGGAGCGGUUUGGCAUUGAUGAUCAGGAAUUCUCGAACUCUCUGACACGCAGCGCUCCUUUGAACAGUGACGCUCAGGGCCGCAGCGGCGCCCGUUUUCACACGUCUUACGACAAACGCUACGUCAUCAAGACUAUUAGCAGCGAAGAUGUGGCAGAAAUGCACAACAUUCUAAAGAAAUACCACCAGUUCAUUGUGGAAUGCCAUGGCAACACACUGUUGCCUCAGUUUCUGGGGAUGUACCGACUCACAGUGGAUGGAGAUGAGACCUACAUGAUUGUUACACGCAAUGUCUUCUCCCACCGCCUGUCUGUUUACAAGAAAUAUGAUCUCAAGGGUUCCACUGUAGCAAGAGAGGCCAGUGACAAAGAGAAGCAGUCAACCCUACCAGAGGAUGUGCCCCCUCGGCCCAAAUCUGGUAAUGUUCAGCAAAGGCUGCAAACACUGCGGAUUGCCACGCGCUUUUACUGUGCCAUGAAACACGUAAGAGAUGCUAAGGAGCUGCCCACCUACAAGGACAAUGACUUCAUCAAUGAUGGGCAGAAGAUCUACAUUGAUGGAGAGAACAAGAAAAUGUUCCUGGAGAAGCUUAGAAAGGAUGUGGAGUUCCUGGCCCAGCUGAAGCUCAUGGACUACAGUCUGUUGGUGGGGAUUCACGACGUUGAGCGAGCAGAGCAGGAGGAGGUGGACAGUGAGGAUAACGAAGCGGAGGAUGACGGUGAGAGCGACGGAGGGGGAGUCGGAACGCCCCCCGACAGUCCCAGCAACACUCUGGACAGCACCAAGCCUCUGUCGCCGGGAGAGUUCGAUCCCUCCAUCGACGUCUAUGCCAUCAAAAGCAAUGAUAGUGCUCCCAGAAAGGAGGUUUACUUCAUGGCUAUUAUAGACAUCCUCCAGCAUUACGAUGCCAAGAAGAAAGCUGCUCACGCCGCCAAGACGGUCAAACAUGGGGCCGGUGCGGAGAUCUCCACGGUGAACCCAGAACAGUACUCCAAGAGGUUCUAUGAUUUCAUCACCACCAUCCUGUCUUAGCCUCCAGAGCAAUCGAGGCACAGAUGCACAUGGGAGAGGGAGGGCGGGUGGAGAGUGGGGUGGAGAGGAGUACCAUAGAGGCGGAGUUUUAACAAGGUGCUGUUGUGAUGGCUUCGUAUCACUCUCCCUCAUCCAUCCUCCUCAUCCCUCGCUUCUCUCUGUUUCAGUGGGGUGCCGCACUGCAGCUAAACAAAACAUUGUUUGUUUACAUUCUUUGUUUGGUUCUAUUUGUGUUACUUUGGUUCUUCAAAGCUUGUCCAAGUCAUUACAUUUUAUAUACAAGCUGUUGUUUUUUGCUUUAAAUGUGGGGGAUCUGGAUUUUUUCCCCUUUUGUUGUCGUUCCUAACACAAAACGGAGUUCUUCAUUUUUGUUUGAAUGUUUAUCAUUGUUGUGAUGUUCACUGGGAUGUUGGCGAGGCUGUGACGUCUCUACAGGGCGAGCACAGGCCCAAUGCAGGCUUUUAUGGGAGAUCAGUGGAGUUCCUCUUAAACGGAGAAGGCCUGGAGGGAGUGGAACCUUUCCUAAUGCAAAUCGCUUCUUUUCAGGAAGUAGGAAGCAGUCUUCCAACAUGCCAAGAGCCCUCACGCAUUCCCCCAAAAAACAUGCAAGCACUCAGCCAAACAAAUCCUUCCCCUGAACACCCUCAGCCCCUCUUUAAUGUGUUUUUUUUAUUUUUUUGCCGCAGUACUUCUUUGCUGAAUUGCAAUGUUUGUUUACACCUUAGUGGUUUCUCUUUGAAAUGCAGUGACUUAUAAUUGGUUAAAGGGAAGGACGUCUGUCCGUAAAACGAGGGGACCAAUCUGAUUGGCUGUCGUCUCUCCUGUUACUCGCUCUGAAAACAUCCAGCUUCCUGCUCCUGCUGCAGAGAACAUGAAGUCAGUCAUCAGAGUGUCUUCACAUAGGGUGCCGCAACGAAACCCAACUCCGACCGCACCUUCUGAUUCCAAACUGAUGCACUUUUCAUUAUCAUUAGGAGCUACUUUCUGUUAGAUCCUGCAGAUGUGAGACAGACCAACAGAAGAAACAAACCGUGUCCGGUCUUCCUCCGUGUCUCACUGCUUUUCUGCUUCUUAAGGGUAGGAACACGUUGCUGCGCCAUUCAGUCCAGAGAGGACAACGUUGUGCAGAUGUGAAUUAGAAAAGCAGCUGUUCCUACCCUUUAAGAAGCACUCUGUGGGCUGGUAGCACUUGCAUUUGGGGACCAGGCUUUAGCUUCAGGGCACACAUAAGGCAGUUUACCUCCAGCACACACCCACUGUUCACGAGGGGUGUGUGUGUGUCAGUAUUUAAAAGUUGGAAUGGGGAGGGGGGCCUUCAGUAAAGUAGCUAAAGAUGUGUUGGUCAUUAAUUAAUGCCAGUUGUAAGGCUUCUAUUUGUUUGCUCUUUUUUAAAGUGAAUUAUCUGUGUUAUACUUUGUGUUUUUUCUGUUUUGUUUUUUUAUUUUUGUAUAUUUUGCACAAGAAGAAAGGAACCAAAUGUUACGAAUACGACCCCAGUUACUCAACAUGGUCUUAACAAGGGAAAUGCAAUAUACUUGUGUGAAAGUGCGAACGUUGUUUUUGUGUGUGUAUCACCUUUGGAUAACCAGCUAAAACAAACAAAAAAAAUGUAUUUGUUCUAACCUGUGCAAAAAACCCUCCAUUGCAAUGUCUGUUUAGAUUAAAUUUACAUUUAUAUUUUUACAUUGAAUUUUAGUCCUUAAAAAAAUGUUGUCGUAUUAAAUAUCUAUAUAAGCAAUCCCUUUGGAGUGAGUGCUGACGCUGUGGUGAUGAAGAAUGCUGUUUAAAUGUUUGCAAUUUACAUUGAAAAUGUUUUUUAAAAAAAUGCAUGGCACAAAGUUAAGUCCCGCCCCCUCCCUCACACACCUUCAGUCUGUGUUGUCCUGUGUAUCCCUCCACUUUAACCACAUGUAUAGGAUGUUUGGCAGUAAAUAGUCCCUUGCUUUAGACAACUGUUUUGCAUUGUAUACACUGUGCAAGAUGUGUGCCUUUUUACUCCAAAUUAUUUAAUUUUAUAUUUUAACGUUUUGUUUUUUUUAAACAAAUGUAAAAGGUUAUUUGAGUAAUACUUUGACGUAUUAUUUUCAGCUCUUAUUUUCCUGUUUUUUUUUUGUUUUUUUUUUUGAGCACCUGUGUAUUUGUUGUUGUUUCUCCGUCAGGUCAAUAAAAUCGUUUCAAGGAUUGUGUUCUAAGAUACAAAGUGAGUGUUGUGUUUUGCUUUGGUUUCUGUGGAUCAUGGUUGUAGUGUGUGUAUCCAUCCUCUUCCUCGUGUCGGCCUUCACUUGUGUCUGGCUGCUCCUGCCUUCUUUAAGAAUGUGUGUUUGUGCUGUGGCUGUUCUCUGCUGUGCUCUCCCCCUGCAGUCCAUCAGCAUGUUACAUUUACCACCAAACACACACACCUGCGGUUUUAUUCUUCAUCAGCUUCCAUCCGUUCGUUUUUGCUCUGCUUUGGUGUGAUCUUUCCUGAAGCGACUGUCGUCUUUCCCUGUUGUUGUCGGGAGGUUUUCAUUUCCCCCUGUGAGGGGUCUGUGAGCGCUGGUGUUCUUUAACUGUGAAGGAUUGUCUAGUUCAAACUGUACAUUGGGUUGUGUCCUAAAAAAAAAGGAGGGAUGAGGGAACACUGUUGUCUUUCUUGCUUGCCUUUUGCUUUCUUGUUUUUGUUUUUACCAAGUGAGUUUUUGGGAGUUCAGUUCUGUCAGGAGCAUGUCCUCCAGCUUCUUACUCUUGUGACUUCUGAUAAACUGAGCUCCUUCAGUGCCCCCCACCCCAACCAGCUGACCUGCUGCCACUUGUGUGUCAAAAGCACCUCAGCAGUCGCAGGGCUCCCACGUUUGUCUUUUUGUUGAAGCUGAAUCUGUUGUAAUAGAUGGAGUAAAGUGUGCAGUAAACGUUAUGGAAACGCUGUCGAUUUGAUUUCUCGUGCUGAAGGGAAACUGAUGAAAGACCAGACGUGAGACGGACUAAGAAGAAAGCUCAGAAACGGCGUGAUCGCUGGAAAUGGACAUGCUCACCUGCACAGCUGCCUUGGUCUGGGCGGCCUCACCGCGUGAGUGUGGGUUUGCCGACGGCCGUGGUCAACGCUUCCCUUCAGCAGCAGAGGCCAAACUGAUCUGUGUGUGUUUGUUGUUCUUCACAUUUAAUGAUAAUAAGAAAACGCUCCGUUCCAUACAUUCACUCAGACCAAUUAAAGCACUUGUUCUGCUUAAA